UCUGUAGUUGGAAUCGUCACGACGUUCCGCCAAUGAGAAGGGGGUGGUGUCAGUACAGGUCAGCUGACUGCCCGUAGCCAGAAGGUAAGAAGCCAGGCUGAGAGGCUGAGAGAGAGGAAGCAGAGCUGCUCGGUGUCGGACAUGGUGUCGCUGCUGUGCUGCGGGCCCAAGCUGGCCGCCUGUGGGAUCGUACUGAGCGUCUGGGGAGUCAUCAUGCUGGUUCUGCUGGGGGUGUUCUUUAACGUCCAUUCGGCGGUUCUGAUUGAGGACGUGCCCUUCACUGAAGCGGAUCUGUUUGAGGACCCCAAUCCCCCGGCCAAGAUGUACCGCCUGUACGAGCAGGUCUCCUAUAACUGCUUCAUCGCCGCCGCCAUCUACGUUGUCUUGGGGGGCUUCUCCUUCUGCCAAGUGCGGCUCAAUAAACGGAAAGAAUACAUGGUGCGCUGACCUCCCCCCCCGUCCAACCAGAAGGUGGUCUGAUCCACACUGGAACCAACCCUGCGAUGACUUCCUUACGUUCCAAUCAAGCCACCGACGGGCCAACCCACCCAGAGAGCUAUUUAAUAAAUAUCACGUUAUUUAUGAAA
Molecule: messenger RNA, 587 nt
Organism: Xenopus tropicalis (tropical clawed frog)
Lineage: Eukaryota; Metazoa; Chordata; Amphibia; Anura; Pipidae
Gene: rnasek
Product: ribonuclease K
Exons: 3
Coding region: 142-447 (101 amino acids)
Cellular component (GO): membrane
Molecular function (GO): RNA endonuclease activity
Source: RefSeq, a predicted model, not a curated record